Molecule: messenger RNA, 2753 nt
Organism: Arabidopsis arenosa
Lineage: Eukaryota; Viridiplantae; Streptophyta; Magnoliopsida; Brassicales; Brassicaceae
Source: the annotation of a GenBank genome assembly
CAGAAAAGUGAGGGUUUUAUGUUGAGAGAGACCAUGGAAAAGUGAUAAGCAAUUAAACGUGAAUCAAGGAACUUUGUUCAGUGUCUUCUUAAAGCCUGCAAGAUGCAGAGACCACCUCCUGAAGAUUUCUCCUUGAAGGAGACGAGACCUCAUCUCGGUGGAGGAAAAAUCUCUGGAGAUAAGCUUACCAGCACUUAUGACCUCGUCGAGCAGAUGCAGUAUCUUUAUGUCCGUGUGGUUAAGGCAAAGGAGUUACCUGGGAAAGAUAUGACUGGUAGUUGUGACCCUUAUGUUGAGGUUAAGCUUGGAAACUACAAAGGAACCACUAGGCAUUUCGAGAAGAAAUCUAAUCCUGAGUGGAACCAAGUUUUCGCCUUUUCUAAAGAUAGGAUUCAAGCUUCUUUCCUUGAAGCUACUGUCAAGGACAAGGAUUUUGUGAAAGAUGAUUUGAUUGGUCGGGUUGUCUUUGAUUUGAAUGAGGUACCUAAGAGAGUUCCUCCUGAUAGUCCCUUGGCCCCGCAAUGGUAUAGGCUCGAGGAUAGGAAAGGUGAUAAAGUCAAGGGAGAGCUUAUGUUGGCUGUUUGGUUUGGUACUCAAGCUGAUGAAGCUUUUCCUGAAGCUUGGCACUCUGAUGCUGCAACAGUUAGUGGUACUGAUGCUCUUGCCAACAUCCGUUCCAAGGUUUAUCUUUCUCCUAAGCUUUGGUACCUCAGGGUUAAUGUAAUUGAAGCUCAAGAUUUGAUACCAAGUGAUAAGCAAAGAUAUCCUGAGGUUUAUGUGAAGGCUAUAGUGGGAAACCAGGCAUUGAGGACUAGAGUAUCGCAGAGCAGGACUAUUAAUCCGAUGUGGAAUGAGGAUUUGAUGUUUGUAGCAGCAGAGCCAUUUGAGGAACCUUUGAUCCUCAGUGUGGAAGACAGAGUUGCUCCUAACAAAGACGAAGUCUUGGGGAGAUGUGCGAUCCCCUUGCAGUAUUUAGACAGAAGAUUUGACCACAAACCAGUGAACAGCAGGUGGUAUAACCUCGAGAAGCAUAUUAUGGUCGAUGGAGAGAAGAAGGAGACCAAAUUCGCUAGCAGGAUUCACAUGAGAAUUUGUUUAGAAGGAGGGUAUCACGUUCUUGAUGAGUCUACGCAUUACAGCAGUGAUCUUAGACCAACAGCGAAGCAACUAUGGAAGCCUAAUAUUGGUGUACUGGAAUUAGGAAUACUAAAUGCGACGGGUCUAAUGCCUAUGAAAACCAAAGACGGUAGGGGAACCACAGAUGCAUAUUGUGUGGCGAAGUACGGACAGAAAUGGAUUCGAACUCGGACAAUCAUUGACAGCUUUACACCAAGAUGGAACGAGCAAUAUACUUGGGAGGUUUUUGAUCCGUGUACCGUUGUUACUGUUGGAGUUUUUGAUAACUGCCAUCUCCAUGGAGGUGAGAAGAAUGGAGGAGCAAAAGAUUCAAGAAUUGGGAAGGUAAGAAUCAGGCUUUCUACUCUCGAGACUGAUCGAGUUUACACACAUUCAUACCCUCUUUUGGUGCUCCAUCCUAACGGAGUCAAGAAAAUGGGAGAAAUUCACUUGGCUGUGAGGUUCACUUGCUCUUCAUUGCUCAACAUGAUGUAUAUGUACUCACUGCCUCUCUUACCUAAGAUGCAUUACAUUCAUCCUCUAACGGUUAGCCAGCUUGAUAACUUGAGGCAUCAAGCGACUCAGAUUGUAUCGAUGAGGUUGACCCGAGCAGAACCGCCUCUAAGGAAAGAAGUAGUUGAGUAUAUGCUUGAUGUGGGUUCUCACAUGUGGAGUAUGCGGAGAAGCAAAGCAAACUUUUUCAGGAUUAUGGGAGUUUUGAGUGGGUUAAUCGCAGUAGGAAAAUGGUUCGAACAGAUCUGCAACUGGAAGAAUCCCAUCACAACAGUCUUGAUCCAUCUCUUGUUCAUCAUCCUUGUGCUCUAUCCCGAACUAAUCUUGCCCACCAUCUUCCUCUACCUCUUCCUCAUCGGUGUCUGGUAUUACCGUUGGAGACCGAGGCAUCCUCCUCACAUGGACACACGUCUCUCUCACGCUGACUCAGCCCACCCCGACGAGCUAGAUGAAGAGUUCGACACUUUUCCUACUUCCCGACCAUCUGACAUCGUCAGGAUGAGGUAUGACAGGUUGAGGAGUAUUGCUGGGAGGAUUCAGACAGUGGUAGGUGAUCUUGCAACUCAAGGAGAAAGGCUUCAGUCUCUGCUAAGCUGGCGUGAUCCGCGUGCCACAGCGCUCUUCGUCUUGUUCUGCUUGAUUGCAGCAGUUAUUCUCUAUGUGACACCUUUCCAGGUUGUGGCUCUUUGUAUUGGAAUCUAUGUUCUGAGACAUCCGAGGUUCAGAUACAAACUACCAUCUGUUCCUCUCAAUUUCUUCAGGAGGCUUCCUGCAAGAACUGAUUGCAUGCUCUGACCUGCAAAAAACUGCUUCCAAUCCCAAAGAAAAUUCCUCCAGACUUGUAGUUCGUUCUUGUUUAAAUGUCAUGAUGACUUUUCUUGUUGAUGGUUAUGAUGUCUCCGUUUGUCCUUUAGCAUUAUUAAGACUUUUGUUUAAAAGUAGUAAAGAAGUAUCUUGUGUGGUUUUGAUGUUCUUGUCUCUGGUUAGUAAGUCAUAAUCUCUGCCUCUCUGGUUUUUGUGUUUAUCACUGGAGCUUUAGGAGUUUGGUGCCGCUGGUUGGUUGCUAGUGAGAUUAGAGGUUGACAAUGGUUUGCCUAUUGGUCAAAUACAAGUUUCAAGACAAA